Molecule: messenger RNA, 372 nt
Organism: Cryptococcus wingfieldii CBS 7118
Lineage: Eukaryota; Fungi; Basidiomycota; Tremellomycetes; Tremellales; Cryptococcaceae
Product: transcription initiation factor IIA subunit 2
Exons: 5
Coding region: 1-372 (123 amino acids)
Biological process (GO): transcription initiation at RNA polymerase II promoter; RNA polymerase II preinitiation complex assembly
Cellular component (GO): transcription factor TFIIA complex
Molecular function (GO): RNA polymerase II general transcription initiation factor activity; TBP-class protein binding
Source: RefSeq, a predicted model, not a curated record
AUGUCGGCCGGUCAGACUUACUACGAGUUUUACCGCAAUUCCAGCAUUGGGACGGCUCUGACUGAUGCGCUGGACGAGUUGAUCACGCAGGGCGAUAUCCCGCCUCAAUUGGCUAUGCGAGUCUUGCAGCAAUUUGACAAGUCCGUAACGGACUCUUUGCAGCAAAAGGUCAAAGCCAAGACUACCAUCAAAGGACAUUUAUCGACUUAUAGACUUUGUGAUGAUGUGUGGACGUUUGUGGUGAAGGAACCGCAGUUCAAGAUGGAGGGUAUCGGUGCUGGAUCGGAGAUGGUGACCGGCCCCAAGAUCAAGAUCGUAGCGUGCAAGAGCGGCGAUGCGGCUGAAAACACGAAGAAAGGGAGUAAGGAGUAA